CUCAGAUCUACAUCAACUCGCAGACUGACUAGAUCGUUUCCAUUGUACAUUCUUGCGGUAGUCACGGAAAAGUCCGGAUUGUCCCGAUAAGUGUAUGGUUAUUUAUGAAAAAAAAAAUUCAUUGAUAUUUUAUAUGCAUUUUCAUCAUCUCCCAUUAAAUUUGUGAAUAAUGUGUGACAUUUACGAUUAAACAGUUGCGCAGAGUGAAGAUGAACUUUAUUCUAAGUACAAAAAAUACGCAGAAAUCACCCAUUUCCGGGAUAGAAAACCAAAAAAAUUAAAUAAAUAAUAACUGCAAUGAGUGAAGAUUUAUAAUAUAUUAAUAGUAACCCAGUGAAGUGGAUUAAAAAUGUGGAGAUUAUCUCUAAUACUGAUAAAUGUGUUCCUUGUGGAAUUUUCCGUUUGCCAAUUCGGAUUCGGACAAGUCCUUGUGGAUUCUGUAUUCUCAAUCAAGAAUUUCCUCGAAGAUGGUGGUCAAAGACUGUCAUACGAACAGAACAAUUACUAUAUCAAUAAGGAAUAUGAUUUUGUGAUAGUGGGUGGCGGUUCGGCAGGAUGUGUCCUGGCUAAUCGCCUAUCAGAGAAUAAGAAUUGGAAAGUGUUGCUCCUUGAAGCAGGUCCAAGGGAAAAUCUACUCAUGGAUGUCCCUAUGUUUGUUCACUACCUUCAGCAGACAAAUGCCGAUUGGCACUACAAGACUGAGAGAUCUAACAUCUCGUGUCUGGCCAUGUACAAUAACCAAUGCAAGUGGCCACGUGGAAAAGUCAUGGGGGGCUCCAGCGUGCUCAAUUAUAUGAUUUAUACACGCGGUAAUCGUCGUGAUUACGAUCGAUGGGCAAACAUGGGAAAUCCCGGCUGGAGCUGGAAUGACGUCCAUCCGUACUUUCAAAAGAUGGAAAAAAGCUUCAUAAAAGACGCCGUGCCAGGAUAUUUGGGAACCAAUGGCCCUAUGUCAGUCUCCUACCCAAAUUGGCACACAAAAAUUGCCAAAGCAUUCAUCAAAGCUGGUCUCGAGAAUGGAGCAUCGUACGUGGACUACAAUGGACCAACUCAAAUUGGAUAUUCAUACUUUCAAACAACCACAGAAGAUGGCCUCAGAAAGAGUUCAAAUGUGGCAUAUAUUUAUCCUAUUCGAGGAACACGGUCAAAUUUACACAUCAAAAAGGAGAGUUUUGUCACAAAAAUCCUAAUAGAUCCACAAACCAAGAGAGCCUAUGGUGUUGAAUUUGUCAGUGAUAAGAAACUAUAUCAAGUAUUUGCGAGAAAAGAAGUGAUUAUAUCAGCUGGAGCUAUAAAUUCACCCCAAUUGCUGAUGUUAUCCGGCAUUGGGCCAGGUGAUCAUCUUCGUGAGCAUGGUAUUAAACCCCUAGUGGACUUGGCUGUUGGUUACAAUCUCAUGGAUCAUACAGCAGUCCCUGUAGCCCUUACAGUCAACAUUACCUCAAUGUUUAUUGAAAAUAUUGCAACAAUACCCAAUCUCUUGCGAUACGAAUCAACAAGAAAAGGUCCAAUUUCAUCAAUUGGAGCCUGCGAAGCUGUGGCAUUUUAUGACUUUGACAACCCAACAGACCCAGAUGGAUGGCCUGAUAUUGAACUCUUCCAAGUUGGUGGCACCCUCUAUGGUGACUCUAUCUACAGGGACAAUUUCAACAUCCGCACAUCAAUCUAUGCCACAAUUUACCAUGACAUGGAACGCCGCAAUCAGAACGGAUUUCAAAUUUGGCCCAUGAUUCUACGCCCAAAGAGCAGGGGUAGAAUAACACUGCGGAACAACAAUCCCUUCUCCCAUCCUCGAAUCUAUGCCAACUACUUCUCUGACCCACGAGACGUAAAAACUGUCCUCCGUGGCGUGCGGAAAGUACAAGAGUUAACAAAGAUGCCAUCACUGGCACGAAUAGACGCCAAAUUGAUAGAUUAUGAACAUCCAGUGCCAACAUGCGCUCAUCUUGGUAUCGAUUCAGACAACUACUGGGACUGCGUGAUACGUCAUUUAACAUUAACCAUCUACCACUAUUCCGGCACAUGCAAAAUGGGGCCACCAAGUGAUCCCACAGCCGUGGUAGAUUCUCGACUUCGUGUCUACGGCAUCAGCAAUCUCAGAGUCAUUGAUGCCAGUAUCAUACCAGAAAUUCCUGCUGGUCACACCAAUGGUCCAACACUCAUGAUAGCCGAACGUGCGGCUGAUUUUAUUAAGGAAGACUGGAAUUAUGUGUAAUAAUUCGCAAAAAAAAGCUCCUUAUGCCACACAGUGACUUGCCAUAUUUGGACAAAAAAUAAUAAUAGAAGGAAAAAGUCAAGGAAAAACAAACAAAAAACAAACUUAAUAUAAGAUGCAAAAGACAAUGGAAAAAACUAGUUUUUAGUUAGACAUUCUCAGUCAGAAUAUGAAUCAAUUAUCUCAAAGUAUUUAAAGUAUAAUUAAUUUACUCAAACUCCAAAUGUGAUUGAUACGGUAUAGGAGCAGUAGAAAAACAAUAAUAGCAAAUAUUAAAUUGCCCAUAUUGUGCUCGUACGUGUAUCUUAUAUUAAUUUAGGUAAUGCGUUAAUUUGUAAUUAAAUAUAUUAAAUUUAUCAACGCUUAAAUGUAAAAAAAAAAUGUCAGAGAGAAACAUUCCUGAGCAACGUAUGAGAUUUUACAAUGGAAAUAGAAAUAAAAUUAAUAUUUAAUAGUCCAUAAUUGAUUGUGUGAUCAAUUAAAUAUACUCUAUAGUCUUAUAAAUUCCACACUUGAUUCUAAUCUAAAGCCAUUGUUGCAAUAUUGCAAUAAAAAUCCAGUUUUCCCUUCAGACUAGAGUUCAAGUUUGAGGUGUUUUUUAUAGCCAAAGGCGCCGAGAAAAAUCAGUAUAGGAAUUUUUUUUCUUUAUAUUCAAGAUCAUCUUGGGGGUAAUUAAGGAAAUUUGCUUGCAGGGAUUUAAUCACACAAAAUGAGAUUUCGAAUCAGCAACUCAAAUAAUUUUCAUCUUGAUUUACGUCAGUCUUUGAGAGAAUUUUGAUGAAUUAACUGGGUUCUUACAAGUCUUUACUUUUGGAAUUCCUCCUUAUUGAGAACUUUUUGCUUUCAGAAUCUUAUUUUUCAAGACAUGCAAUUUUUUCUCAAGCUUUGAUUUGCCAUCACUUGCCAGACGUACAUUAUGUACAGUUACUUUUUUUACCUCAGUCAUUCACCAAUCAAUAAUUCAUUUACCAAAAAUUCUUCUCUAGUGUUUUGACCUAGUUCUGUCUCUUUAGAUUGAGUCGCUACUUCAACAAGUUCUAAGCCAAAUAGAAAUAAAUCUUCCCUCUUCUAUUUAUCUUAAAAAACAUUCUUUCAUUCUUACAUGGAUUGAUAGCAUUUGCAAUUUAACAGAAGAUAUUUAUCAUAUAGCAAAUUAUGUGACAUAAUACGGAGGAUAUAAUAUAUUAAAAAAAAACUAUUUAAAAAACGAAAAA
Messenger RNA from Phlebotomus papatasi, 3429 nucleotides. RefSeq names its product glucose dehydrogenase [FAD, quinone]. Gene Ontology annotation, molecular function: flavin adenine dinucleotide binding; oxidoreductase activity, acting on CH-OH group of donors. The transcript has a single exon. The record is from RefSeq and is a predicted model, not a curated record. NCBI's taxonomy places the organism in Eukaryota, Metazoa, Arthropoda, Insecta, Diptera, Psychodidae. The coding region runs from base 350 to 2215 and encodes 621 amino acids.